AAAUGAAAAGAGGCAUUAGGUAAAAGAGGGGAAGGAAGAUAAGACGCGAAGUAUUUAUCAAUAAUGGUAACCUGGGAAGUGAUCGAAAUCAAGCAACUAACACCAGUGAAGCUCUCGGGUCGGCUACGAUGUGGGUACCUGCCUCCUGGGGGGCUGAUUGGGGGAGGUGCUGGGUUGCGUGCGGCGAACAUCGGCAUACACUACCGAUACUCGACCCCGACGUGGGAAUUUCACUUCGUCUGUUGUUCGAUCAUCAUCACACACCAGAAAACCAAUCUCAGACCCGAGUUUAGUGGUUCGUGGUUCGUUUGAUGAUCCAAUCAUGGGUGACCCAAUGCAUUCUCGUAGUCCAAAUAGAGCAUUGUCAACUAGGCUCAGCAGAAGCACAAACGCGUGCGUGAGGUGCCGUAGGAGGAAACAACGAUGUGAUCUACGCUAUCCGAAAUGUUCAAGCUGCGAGACUGCACAAGUGCCUUGCUUGGCUUAUGAUAGCGAGAAACAGGCUGAGAUCCCACGUAAUUACGUGUCGAUCCUCGAGUCGGAAGUCAGGCAACUCAAGUCCGAGCUUGAGAAUUUGAGGAGACAGAGUGUAUCGACGACCAUCAUCUCUACCAGUCCAAUUCCGGCUGUUCAAGAUGAGCACCAAAGCGUCAGUUCACCUAUUGCCGCACCAACUGUGCAGUCAACUACAUCAGAUCCACAAGAAGUUGUCAAGUCAAUGGGUCUGGUUAUGCUCGACAGCGGUAGCCAGCCGAAAUUCAUGGGGACGAGCAGCGGCGUCACCUUUGCGAAGAUGGUUCUCGCGUGUGUGAAAACUGAUAUCACGAUCCCAUUGUCUCCAACCACUUCGAGGGGAUCGUAUCGGAUGACUGCACCGCCCCCUAUCAUCACAUCAUCACUGCCUCCUCGCCACGCAGCUCAGCACAUCUCAGAUGUGUACUUUCGAUACCGGACGCCACAUGUACCGAUACUGAUACGAUCGAAAGUGAAUGAUGUGCUAGGACGUGUGUACGGAGUAUUCGAAUCUCAUCGACCCGACUUCUCAGGAGUUGCGGAAGGAGACCUAUUCAUCGCCUAUAUGGUCUUUGCUGUUGGUCUAUGCAGCUUGCCAGUUGCAGGGGGGUCGAGGCCUCCCCAAAGCGAGGGCUGUUUCAACUCGGCUCUUCGAUGUGUUGACAAACUUCUCUCAUACUCGUCCAAUGACCUUGAUACCCUCACGGUGGUAUUGCUGUUAGCUCAGUAUAUCGCCUUAAAUCCCAGCAAAGGAAGUUUAUGGCAACUUACCGGUAUAGCUAUACGUCUAUGCAUUGACCUUGGCUUGCAUUGGGAAACGGAGGCCAUGCUUGCUCUGCCUCAAGCAGCCCUCAACGAGAGACGUAGACUUUUUUGGGCUGCUUAUCGAUUCGAUCGCCUUCUCGCGGUUACCCUUGGAAGACCUUUCGGCAUUGUUGAUCAGAGUAUCAGCGUCGGCUUCCCAGAGCCUUCUUCCGCGGAGAAUUCGAGCCCAACCGAAGUGCAUAGUCAACGAAUGGCCAAUCAUAUUAUUGACAUAUACAAGCUUGAGUCCGAAAUCAAACAUGUCCUGUACCAUCAGCUUCAGGGGCCAACAUUAGCAUACCCCCGCGCUGACUAUGCAUUGUGGUUUCGUGAUAUUCAGCCGCGACUCCGCGCUUGGAAGGACGAAAUACCUGACAUAUCUAAGGCGGAUCCCGAAAGCAUUUAUUCCCACCAAGUCUGGUGGGAUGCUAUGUGGCUCAACGCUGUCUUACUGCUCCAUCGACCAAACCCUCUAGUCCCGCAUCCCACAGCAGAAUCACUACAAACGUGUUUCGACGCGGCUUGCCAGUUAAUCAAAGCGAUCAAAACUUUGCAAAGAGAUGGGAGAAUCUGCGUCAUUUGGCAAACCGUACACGGCCUUUUUCUCGCGGGUUUGAUCAUGAUAUAUUGCAUUUGGGAAUCCGCGGAUGUACGUGACAAAGGGCGCAUUCUCGACAUCGUGACCACGGCGCAAGAUUGUGCGAGUACGCUCACGGCCUUAGCGGAGCGUUUCCCUGACGCCUGUGGCUGUAGGGACGCGUUUGAAUCCCUCUCAGCAGCAACUUUAAAAUGGCUGGUGGCGAGAGAUCAGGGAAACACUGCUUCCCAGCCAACACCAAGCGAGAUAAACGCGUUAAAACAGAAUAUGCCCUUCUCCACAGCGGCCUGGAGAGCCGAAGAACCUACUAGCAUCUUUCCAGAUGAGCCUUUCGAGUUCGCAGAAUAUCUUAUCGCGGCAUCGCAAUGGCCAGGUUCUAAUAACGAUGUCGGAAACUCAUUUAACUUGCAGGAUGUUUUUGAUUCUCCGAGCGCAGAUUUUGGAUGAAGUUUUAAGGUUCCGAUUAAACGCCACGGUAGCAUAUUUACUAUUUAGGGGUUUCAUUAAGAAAACUUUAUGGCAGAACGUCAAUGCCACACAAGGGUAAUGCCACAAACUACAGGGCUUCCAUAGCGGGCAUUGUCGAAAGCUCAGCGGUAACCCUACUAGCU
This is a messenger RNA of Annulohypoxylon maeteangense, 2526 nucleotides long. Its product is annotated as fungal-specific transcription factor domain-containing protein. The coding region runs from base 323 to 2362 and encodes 679 amino acids. The record is from RefSeq and is a predicted model, not a curated record. Lineage: Eukaryota; Fungi; Ascomycota; Sordariomycetes; Xylariales; Hypoxylaceae. Gene Ontology annotation, biological process: positive regulation of transcription by RNA polymerase II; DNA-templated transcription. The transcript has 2 exons. Gene Ontology annotation, molecular function: zinc ion binding; sequence-specific DNA binding; DNA-binding transcription factor activity, RNA polymerase II-specific.